This is a messenger RNA of Tetrahymena thermophila SB210, 618 nucleotides long. RefSeq lists its product as hypothetical. The record is from RefSeq and is a predicted model, not a curated record. The transcript has a single exon. NCBI's taxonomy places the organism in Eukaryota, Ciliophora, Oligohymenophorea, Hymenostomatida, Tetrahymenidae.
AUGGAGAUAUCUAUAAAGCAUUUGAGUGUAAAAUCUAGAAUUGCUUCUAAUGUCAAGAGGGAAAUAUUUGCACAAGAUGUCAUUUAGGAUAUUAUUUAAACAAAAAUUCAUAAAAUUGUAUAUAUAAUGGAGAAUUAAAAUUUAUAAUUGAUAGCUAAUUAAAUUAUCCUGUUGAAGGUGCUUGUGAGAUAUAUGAUUAAUCUCUAAAAGUCUGCACUAGAUGCAGUAAAGAUUAUUUUUUAAUGUAAGAUUUAAAAUGUUACAAAAGAUGUUAAAAUUAAUAUACAUUUUAUUAAACUGAAGAUCAUGGAAAUGUUUGUUUUUAAUGUCCAACUGGGUGUUCUUCAUGUUCAUUUAAUAUAAAAAAAUACUUAUAUAGUAAAAAAAAUGUUAAGUGCUUUACAUGUCAUUAAGAUUAUUUUAGAUUAGAUGAUAUUUGCAUAAAAGAAUGCUACUACUAUAAAUAUAUCUUAGGUUAUUUUAAACAAUGUUAAUAAGGAUGUGCUGCUAGUAAUAUGUUUAUACUUAAUUAAGAAUGUGUUAACUAGUGUCCAAAUGGGUUUUAUUAGAAUAAAGGUAUUGAAAAAAUUUGCAUUAAUUCAUGCUAAGAUAUGUUGA